Molecule: messenger RNA, 1115 nt
Organism: Xylaria bambusicola
Lineage: Eukaryota; Fungi; Ascomycota; Sordariomycetes; Xylariales; Xylariaceae
Product: kinase-like domain-containing protein
Exons: 1
Coding region: 131-1030 (299 amino acids)
Source: RefSeq, a predicted model, not a curated record
AAAAAGGUCCUCGUCAACGAUAAUUAUCUUCGUCCUGCUCUCCUUCCUUCCACUCCCCUGAUUGUUGAAAGAAACACCGAUUCAUCAGCUUUUUUUUUUUUUUUUCUCAAAACCCUCAUUCGUAUCCACGAUGCAACAUCCACCCCCGCCCGAGCCAGCACAAACUACAGUGCUCUUCGAAGUGCCAGUAGAAGAGCUUCCAGAGCAUCUACCAACGGCAGAUGAGAUUGAGAGCUCUCCAAAAUUAGCUAACCGGCCCGCAACGUCUGUCACGCUUGUAAAGAAGCACUUCUUUGUGAAAUAUGGCUGUUAUGUCCACCCAAGUGAAGCGCAAAACAUGAAAUUUGCACGGCAACACCUUGGCAAUCUCGUGCCACGAGUCUUCGCUGUUUACCAAAGACACAGGUUGAAUGAGCCUACUAUUACAUAUAUUAUUAUGGAAUACUUUCAUGGCCGUCGACUCGAUCAGGCUUGGAAUACUCUAGACGAGGCGAGAAGGCUAGAAGUCGUAAACGUUCUGCGCAACGCGCUUCAAAUCAUUCGCGCCAUACCCCCACCUGAUUAUUUCGGCGGUCUAGGUAUGACAAAACUCGAAUCUGAGCUCUUUUGGACUAGAGAGCCAGAUCCUCCAAGGCAUGGGCCAUUCAAGACGGAAGAGGAGCUGAUUCGUGGCAUUGUUCUUUGCUUCAGAGGACACGCCACCGACGUUGCGGAGCUUAAGGAGUUUUAUGCUCAAAGAGCAGACUAUUACUCCCGCGUUCUACCCCAAGUUCUCAGGGGAAGUGGCAAGCCGGUGUUCACACAUAGCGACCUUCAGCGCAGAAACAUCAUGAUCGGGUCUAAAGGCGAAGUGGCCAUUGUUGAUUGGGCUGCGUCAGGCUGGUACCCUACGUGGUGGGAGUAUGCGGUGACAACAGAAGGUUGUGGUAACUGGAGAGAUGACUGGCAACGUUAUAUUCCUAAAUUCUUAGACGAAUAUCCCAAUCAAUACUCUUGGUUCCACACAAUUCGGACUGAUUUGUGGACUUAGAGGGGUAUCAUAUUAGCUUAGCACCUAAUUAAAUGCCUGAUCUUGAUAAAAGCCUUGAAUAAUACUGUAUUUUUAUCAAAUGGAA